AUGGGCUCAAGCAAUAAGAGGAAGAAGGAGAAACAACAAGAUUUCAAGAAAACGAAAUUGAAGGUUGGCAAGGCCAAGCCGAAGCCUUCGAACUUCACAGAUACCAGUUUCAAAUCCAAGGCCAUUGCUGUCGCGCAGCAGUCCUUAUCCGAGACUGCCCCAGAUGCUGUUCAAAAAUUCAAGCACAAUCUUUCUCUUGCGGCUACCUCAAAUUCAGACAGGCAACGACGGGACGCGUUAUCGUUCCUUACAUCCCAACUAGCGGCUGGGGCCUCCAACAACCCUGUUGGGACCCGCGAAGUCUUGGUUAAGCUUCUACCUUUAGUUCCUAACACCUCUACCCCCGUGCGAGCUCAACUUCUCAAGCUCCUCCGAUGCCUACCAGCCGAGGAAGUGAGAAUACAUUCCGAAGAAGCGCUGCGGUGGAUUCGCGUUGGUAUGACCCACCUAUCUGCCGAAGUCAGUCUCGAUUCCCUCUCGGUGCUUGACUGGCUUCUGGAUGUUGCCUCAGACGAGGCCGUCUCUUGCCCUGGAGGCUGGGUGAUGACGUUGAACAGCUUCUGUGCUAUGAUGGGGUGGUCCACGACGGGGAACAAAGGCUGGACUUCGGCUCCAAAAAUUGGCGUACGGACCAAAGAUUCCGCAUCGCAUGCCCAACAACUCACAAUACUGGCCAAGUUCUUGGCAGCUGGCCUCAAGGAAGAAGAGACUGUCUUCAUCCAUCAGGGUCAGUACUGGGACCGAUUAUAUCGACUUGAACGAUCUAGAGACCCGUUCGCGUACCUCAACAUAUAUGGAAAGCGCCGUGAUGGAGACGGGGAGAUGUACCAGGACAGAGAAUCCAGGCAACGAGCAUUCCAGAAGCGAUACGCCGCGCUUGUGUUGGCUGGAGUGGACCGGGCCAAACGCGAAGGCGGUGCGCCUGGGCGAGCAGCGGCUACUUUGGUGCAAGUUCUUCGGGAGGGUGCAGGCGACACAGAUGUAGCUGAUGCGGCAGAUGUUGAAGAUUUGCUCGAUCUUUGGUGA
Molecule: messenger RNA, 1026 nt
Organism: Scedosporium apiospermum
Lineage: Eukaryota; Fungi; Ascomycota; Sordariomycetes; Microascales; Microascaceae
Product: Pre-rRNA-processing protein IPI1
Exons: 3
Coding region: 1-1026 (341 amino acids)
Biological process (GO): rRNA processing
Cellular component (GO): nucleus
Source: RefSeq, a predicted model, not a curated record